AUUUUCUGUAGCGGGUGUCAAAUGUACCUCUUCACCGGAAGAGUUCCAAUGGCGCGUGGUUUUGCUGUCGUAUUGAAACACGUGUUGUUCGUCGACAGAGCCGUCUACCGCAUCUGUUUGUAAGCUUCCAUGUCAGCACACAUCCUGUGAUUUCAGAACUACAAGCCGCCAUGAUGGAAGCUCACAGGAACUGUUGAUUCAGGAGAAGACAUCUGGAUAAUGUAGCAUCAAGAAAAACACUGCCACAGAAUUCCAUAGAGAUCAUCCGCCUGUGUUGUUGGGCAGACGGACUCGACUCGAGCAGACGGACUCCGGAAGGUGACUUGACUUCCUUCUCCGACCAGGGAUUGUAGGAUUGUGGUCUGUUGUCGGAAAUUGUCCUACUAAGUCAGUGAAUGUGUUAGUGUGGCCUGAGCUCGGACUGCGGACUGGACAACUGUCAGUUGCCGACGUGUGUGACGGAUCACAGGAAAUAGAUCCCAACACUAUUGGACUAUACUGCAUUACAUUCAACAGAAGGACGUGGAGAGGCUAGCUUCACACUGGCACUGGUGUGAUAGUUCUGUGGGAAAUAUAACGGGGCCACUGGAGGUGAUUUCUUUAACCUAGGAUCACAAGAGGUCUUGCUCCAGAUUGUGAUGGUCUGAGGUAAACAGGAGCGACCUGUAGUUGCGAUCUUCGUUAUCAUCGUUAGCCUGACCUGUUGGUGUCGCAAGCCGCUGCUUGAUUGGUCGCCCAGCUGCCCCUCGCUGCUAGGUCUUGAAUGUACUACUAACACAGAGGCUUAGGGAAUAACCUAAGAGACAUAACCCAGUUGCAGCAGCAGCAGCAACAGCAGCAGCAGCAGCGUGAAUAUUGUGUGUGAAUCUGUGGUACUUUUUUGUUGAUCAUCAACUUGUGUUGUCACAUUGCUUUCGCAUCUGGAAACAUUUGGAGCUGUGUUUAUGCGUGGAGAUGACUGUUUGUUUUCAGUGGAAAGAAUAUGCUGGAGAUUCCACCAGGUAAAAAUUAAAUCUCCUUAAGACCUAACAGAAUUAUCUUAUUGGUUUCCUCCAUUGCCAAGACUGAUGAAUGAUUUCAUCGUCAGUCGUAACAUAUCUCAAGUGACCAAGUUUGAAAUUCUGUGCAAGCCAACCAACAACAUGGCAUUCAUGUCAGACAACAGUGAUAGUGGGAGCGAGGACAUGAGAUAUAACGGCACCUCAAAACACAUGAACGGUAAGGAGGAAAACAGUAUAUGCAGAGACUUUCUACGGAAUGUGUGCAAAAGGGGCAAACGAUGUCGUUAUCGCCAUCCAACUAUCACCGAAGCAAAAGAUCUAGGCAAGAAACAGGAGUUCACAUUUUGCCAUGAUUUCCAGAACACUGGUUGCCGAGAGGCGUCGUGUAAGUUCUUGCAUUGUACGAGGGAGGAAGAGGAAUAUUACCUACAAACAGCACAACUACCUGUUCGACUCCAGCAGCAGGCAGCAUUAGGGGUGGGAUCAGUUGCACAUUCCCUACCCAUUCUGAAAGGAGAGGUGCCCAUUUGUAAGGAUUACUUAAAACGUGAAUGCAAACGUGGAGCGAAGUGUAAAUAUCGCCACCUUUCAGGUCAGGAAUAUGACUUUGAAAUGCGCAAAACUGACAUUAGGACACCCCGAGUUCUGCCUUUCAAUAACUAUGAAAAUGAUAGUUAUGACAGGUUCGAGUAUGGGCAUGGCCCGCUGAAAAGAAGGCGACUUGAUUCUGAAGGAUAUGGUAACUAUAUCGACGGACGCUACCCUCCACCAAUGCGCUCAUUAAGCGUCCAAAUGCUUGAAGAUGAAAAUAACAUGUUGCGGCGCAAAGUUGAAGAACUUAAGAAACAAGUCGCAGAUUUGACUGCAACAAACGAGGUCCUUCUCGAGCAAAAUGCGCGCUACCGCGUCAGCAAAUCCACAGCGAUAAUGACGCCUGCAGUGACUGUUGCUGGCACUGGGGCUACGUUGAACCACCUCAGCACAAGCUUGUCCCAGCAGAUAGCGCUGAACAGUGAAAUGGCCACCCAACAUGCGUUGCAAACAGCUCAGCGAUUCGCGCGGGAGAUGGUGCAUGCUCCAAACCAAUCGGCGCUCGCAGCCCAAUCCAUAAACCCAUCAGUGACACUGAACCCAUCCACUAUGGUGUCGCUAACGCCAGCGUCGCUGCAGCAAAACCCUCUACAAGGUGCUGGUACCAUUACACAGAGUAUUCCACAAAACUUGGCUGGCCAGAGUGCUUCUCUAGUGUCCUACCCCAUCGUGUCCCAGAGCAUUAGGGUGGCGGGGGUGCCGAGCAGUAUGGCACAUUGAAAAUGUGUGUGUACAUAGUAAGUACAUUGCAGCAUCUGCUUUUGAUUUUCUGCGCUUCAUUUGAUAGCACUUUAUUCUUUCAUCAACAAAUAAAGAUUUGUGAUAUGAAACCAGA
Messenger RNA from Haliotis rubra (blacklip abalone), 2427 nucleotides. RefSeq names its product zinc finger CCCH domain-containing protein 10-like. Bases 1068 to 2312 code for a protein of 414 amino acids. NCBI's taxonomy places the organism in Eukaryota, Metazoa, Mollusca, Gastropoda, Lepetellida, Haliotidae. The transcript is spliced from 6 exons. The record is from RefSeq and is a predicted model, not a curated record. Gene Ontology annotation, molecular function: metal ion binding.